This is a messenger RNA of Panicum virgatum (switchgrass), 2220 nucleotides long. Its product is annotated as GDSL esterase/lipase At1g09390-like. The coding region runs from base 128 to 391 and encodes 87 amino acids. Lineage: Eukaryota; Viridiplantae; Streptophyta; Magnoliopsida; Poales; Poaceae. The record is from RefSeq and is a predicted model, not a curated record. The transcript has 2 exons.
GUUUCCCUCGUGACUUCCAUGCUUGAAGGGCCUCCUAUCCACUAUCCAGAACUCUCUCUCUCUCUCCAUUCUGGCACGUCGCGAUGGGCGUGGCGGUGGCGGCCGUGGGCUGGCCACGCUGCGCUACAUGCCGGGCCCUGCUGCCGCCGCCACUAGCAGCGUGGUCCGGCCGAGCACCGCCGCAGCCGCGGCCCCCGGUGCCGAGGCGGACUCCAACAGCGACACGAGUGGUGUGGCGGCGGUAAUGGGGAUCCGCAUCGCGCCGCCGGAGGAGCGAGCAUGCUUCCACCACCUCACGGGGUGGCUCUGCGACGACAGCGUCACCCUCGACUUCAUCUGUCAUAAAGGAGAUCAUCAGUUAUGCAAGUAUGAAGAUAACGUGCAUUUGUGAUAAUAUGCUGGUAGAUAUCUGUUUACUGAGAUGCAUACACAGCACUAUGAGUCAUGAAUGUUCAAUUUUGCUUGUGAUGUAGUUUUUGCAGUCAUGCAUUGCAUUUUUUAGGCGACUUAUGCUAUAUCAACUAGUAGUUUGGUAAAACUCAAACCUAGUAUUGAGAUUGAAUAUGCAUUGGUGCCUUUGACUGUGAGUACCACAUAGUAGAGAUUAGUCUACGUUAUCAUUCUAUGUAGAAUAGAUACCUGCCCCUACAACUGAAAAACUUUUUGAUUCAUUGCUCUCUAUUUAUGAUUCAUCAGUUCCCUCUUUACUUCAAUUUGUUGUCCAUCAUGCGUAAUCACCGUUCAUAUCAGCCCCUUGAAUACUGAAUUUUACCAUGGUUUUACCCUGGACGUGCAAUGAUCUGGUUUGGUCAUGUUCUAGGAGUAUCAUCAUCUCUAAGAUAGCUGAACUAUCAAAGCCAAAGUCACAGGAGAGGUCAAUUCUAUUUAUUGUACUUGCAGAAAUUGAAAAUACCUUUUUGGUUGCUUUGAUUUUGGUGAAGGGAACUCAAUUUCUCUAGCAUUUUCCUGGCUAUAAUUUUUUUUAGUUUGUAGUUAAAUGGUAGGUUGUAUUACUUCCACAACUAUAGCUUCGCUCUCUAGCUUUUUAUUUAUUUAUUAAGCAAUCUACAUAUCAUGCAUGAACAGUUUGUAUCCAUUUUAGUUGCGUGCUAACUAUAAUUUGUUCUAGGAGCUAAUUAGUACUUUUGAUUUUUAGCAUAGGUUUGACAAUUGCUGGCAGGAGCAAUUUCCAUUCCUGAAAUUAUGCCUUUAGGUUUGAGUUAUCAAUUUUUUUCUGAUGAUCUGCAAUCUUCUACUAAUUUUAGUUCCUGCUUGGUGCUUGGUGUUAGAGAGUAGGCUUAUACGAACCAAUGAUGCUGCCAAAUAUUCAGUUUUGCAAUAUGGGUUUUCAACAUGCCCGUGGCAUUUUAGUAGGCAAUAAUAUGUUUCUCAAUUAGAAAUAAAGGUGGCACCAGUUCUAUGUCAACAAUUUUGUACUUUUCAUCAGGCAAAAAUGUGGUUAGAAUCAGGCAAAACAAUGCAAUCCAACAGUCAUUACUUUUCAUCAGUAAAAAAUGUGCUUAGAACUAUGCUAAAAAUGCAAUUUAGUAAGUAUUUUUCUUUACUUUUUCAUCAGGCAAUAGCAUAGUUAUAUCGCAGCAAAACAAUGUAACUCAGUAGGCAAUUUUUCCAUCUUUCUUUUUUUCACUACAGGUUCUCUAAUCCAUCUUCAUUUUGUUACAGUGCAGGUCACCAAAUUAUUCAGCAGUGAGAGGGGAGACCCAGAUUAGGUUAUAUGGUAGUAGAUAUUAGGCACUUCAAUCCAUUAAGAAAGGGAAGGAAAUGCCAUGUGCAGCUUGUGUGGCAGUACAUAUUGCCUAGUUCAUGCAGUUUUGGCAAAGAGUAAUAACCAAUCCCAUGUAUAAGCCUCAGAUGUGUACAAUCUGAACUUCUUCUACAUAUCUGUUUAUGCAGUUUUUUAAGAAUAGCACCGGACUUGCAUCUGUCGGUCCUGCUGAAACCAAUUUGAGCUGUAGUUGAGGCAACAUUGGAUCUGCUUAGGAAAUCCUGAUUAAAAUUGUAGAUCGGGUUCUCAGAUUGUAGAAAAACUAGUGGAUUUGUGAUACAUAUGUACCAUAAUUAACUCUUCAGCACUUCUAUCAGUUUAUCCGUAUCAUCGGUGAAAACUGAGUUGUCAUCACCUUUUUCUAGCUGGGAAACUUUGUAUAUUUUAAGGGCAGUAAGCCAGUAAAGCCUGCGUGGUAGGACUCCUUGGAUAAC